Messenger RNA from Echinops telfairi (small Madagascar hedgehog), 1531 nucleotides. Its product is annotated as zinc finger protein 239-like. The record is from RefSeq and is a predicted model, not a curated record. Gene Ontology annotation, biological process: regulation of transcription by RNA polymerase II. Gene Ontology annotation, cellular component: nucleus. The transcript has a single exon. Lineage: Eukaryota; Metazoa; Chordata; Mammalia; Afrosoricida; Tenrecidae. Gene Ontology annotation, molecular function: DNA-binding transcription activator activity, RNA polymerase II-specific; RNA polymerase II cis-regulatory region sequence-specific DNA binding. The annotation marks the transcript as partial.
CAUGGGACGGACUUCGAUGAUAUCUCUAUUUUUAAGGCUCCUGUGACAUCACUCAGUAGUGAGAAACUUUAUGAAUGUCCCAAAUGUGGUAAAUGUUUCUGCUUUUCAUCAUAUGAAGCACAUGUGAGAGGUCAUAAGAUUGAGCCUAAAGAAUGUUGUAAAACCUACAGCCCGUUAUCAGUCAUUUCACAUAAAAACUUUUAUAAAGGAAAGGAAUCUGGGAAAACCGUUAGUUAUUCCUCACACCUCACCACUCGUAUAAGAACUCCUGGUGGAGAGAGGCCCUUUGUAUGUAAGCAUUGUGGGAAGGCCUUUAGUGAAGCCUUAAAUCUCACUCGACAUAUAAGAAGAACUCACAUGGAACAAAGGCUUUAUGAAUGUAAGCAGUGUGGGAAAGCCUUUAAAUGUUCCACAUACCUCACCACUCACAUAAGAACACACAGUGGAGAGAGGCCCUAUGAAUGUAAAGAAUGCGGGAAAGCCUUUAAUCAAGGCUCAAAUCUCACUAUACAUAUAAGACGAAAUCACAGUGGAGAGAGGCCCUAUAAAUGUCAGGAAUGCGGGAAAGCAUUUAGUGAUUCCUCAACCCUCACUAAACAUAUAAGGACUCACAGUGGAGAAAAGCCCUAUGAAUGUAAGGAAUGUGGGAAAGCCUUUAGUGAUCCUUCAGCUCUCACUAAACAUAUAAGGACUCACAGUGGAGAGAGGCCUUAUGAAUGUAAGGAAUGUGGGAAAGCCUUUACUUCUUCCUCAAACCUCAGCACUCAUUUGAAAACUCACAGUGGAGAGAGGCCCUAUGAAUGUAAGGAAUGUGGGAAAUCAUUUAGUGAUCCCUCAACCCUCACUAAACAUAACAGAACUCACAGUGGAGAGAAGCCCUAUGAGUGUAAGGAGUGUGGGAAAGCCUUUAGUUGCUCUUCAAAUCUUCGCACUCACAUAAGAACUCACAGUGGAGAAAGGCCUUAUGAUUGUAAGGAAUGUGGAAAGGCUUUUAGUGAAGCUUCAAAUCUCACUAGACAUAUAAAAAGUACUCACCUAGAAGAGAGACUUUAUGAAUGUAAGCAAAGUGGGAAGGCCUGUGGUUCCUGAAACCUCCACACUCACAUACACUUCUCUCACCAAGGAGAGAAGUCCUAGUAAUGUAAGGAGUCUUGGAAGGUCUUUUGUGAAGCCUCCGAUCUAACUAGGCAUAACUGUAGUUAUCACAUUUAUCAGCAAAAAUGUUCCAAAGACUACAUUUUCCUCAUUCCUGAGCAGUUAAAUAAUAACUCACAAUGGAGGGAGGACCUAUGAGUGUAAGAGAUGCCACUUCUCAUGAGAAUUCACACUGAAGAGAGGUUCUUUGACUGCAUUAGGGCCUAACAUUUCAAUAGACACAUUAGAACCUGCAGUGUAGAGAGGCUUUAUGAAUAUAAAAAUGUGAGGAAGCCUUUCCCUUUUGUCAUCUUGGGCUUUGUUGAAAUUGGUCAGCUGUUCAAUUUUAUCUAUGACUUCGAAGGAACCUAUGACCUAUGACUUUUAUCUAUGACUU